Patella vulgata (common limpet) is the source of this 7283-nucleotide messenger RNA. RefSeq names its product mediator of RNA polymerase II transcription subunit 1. The record is from RefSeq and is a predicted model, not a curated record. NCBI's taxonomy places the organism in Eukaryota, Metazoa, Mollusca, Gastropoda, Patellidae. Bases 224 to 6097 code for a protein of 1957 amino acids. Gene Ontology annotation, molecular function: transcription coregulator activity. Gene Ontology annotation, biological process: regulation of transcription by RNA polymerase II. The transcript has 16 exons. Gene Ontology annotation, cellular component: mediator complex.
CAUUGACCCCGGCUGGGGAAGUGCGUUGGUGCGAGGUAGAUUCUGUUGCGUUUAAUUUGCAAUCAUGUUCCUUGAAUUUCCAUUAAAUUUAGAAAAUAAAUAGGAAAUAUGUUGAAUAAUUCUAUGCAGUGCUAAAAAAUGGAUUAAAAAACAUGCCUUUGGAGGUAUUAUUAGUGAUACAAGCUAAAACUAGAAGCCACUGAAGCUCAUUCGCGGAUCAAAGAUGGCAGCCGAAUCGGGGGUAUUCCCUGAUCGUGUUAUCAACAAACCCGAGCAAGGUGUUGAGAAAAAGCUGCGAUUGGCCACGCUAAUGGAAAAACUACGAGCUCGCAACCCACAGCACAAAUCCUGGGUGGAUAAGAAAUUAUCAAGAAUACCCAAUAUGACAGAAAAACGCCAUUUUGAUACUGCUGAUAAACCUCUUAUACAAAAAUGUUUGGAUACAUUACAAAAAGCAAUUAAAGUGUGUAAUAAUCAAUCUAUGUUAGAGAGAUUAGAAUCUAUAGCGAGACAGGUUGGUUUGAAUUAUAAUACUACAAACGAUGUUCAGGUAUUUAUAUCAUCCGAUAUGUUCUACAUCGAAGUACAGUUGGAUAAAGUUGUUGGGAAGGUGAAAGAUGUUAAAAUAGUCCAUCAGGGAGAUCCAGUCAGUUGUCCUGAAUUAACAGAAAUAUUACAAAAUGGACAGUUUGAUGAAUUUGUCACACAUCUCGAAGGUCUUCAAAAAAUUUAUUCACUGAGUGGAGAUAAGAAAAUAAAAACUAAAGCAUAUUUGGCUUUACAGUCUAUUGAGAAAGAUCUCAAUAGUUUAGCACAACUUCAAAGUUCUAUUAAUGGUGUGGCCAAAUACAUUCAUAAGUCACCAUUAGGUAUUUUAUUACCUAGAAAGGGAGGGUUACCCAUGGAAUUGAUGUAUUUUGUAUCACCAUACGAUUUAUUAGAUAAAUUAACUAAAACGGCCCAUCCUUUAACAGUAGAAGCUAUAACCGAGUAUAAUUUAGGUCAGAGAGUAACUAUCUGUAUGGAACCAGGUCCACCGAAUAAAUUACAAACCAUGCCGUUAAUGACAGUCAAUAAAAUGCCUGAUGGUAAAAGUUUACCAUCAUUUACUGAUAUUACAAAUGUCAAUAGUCACUUACUACCAGCCUGCUUUACACUAGUAUUAAAACAAGCUAUACCUGUAGCAUUAUCUGUUGUCCAGAAGAUCCAGUCUAUUACACAUAUAGAAUUUGGUAAUAGUGAUGAUGUCAAGCCAUUAAUAGAUCUAUUGAUGCAGCAAUAUUCUAACGGACAAAUACUCAACAACCAGAAAAAACUACAUGUCUCGUUACCCGACCAGCAUCAUGUAUAUUAUUUAAACGGUGUAAAUGGUGGUUCGUUAGAUCAGCCUGGUAUAAUGGUGUCUACUAUUCCUUUCAUUCAUCCAACCAACGUACCCAACAUAUUAAACCAUUUACGUCAACAACUGUUGUUUAACACAGUCGUUAGUAAUAUGAUUCGGCCACACUCUAAACCAGAAUUAUCUCAUUCAAUAGUGUGUGAACUAACCACAAUCUCCAUGCAGCAAUUAAUGGUUACCUUUGAACAUCCAGCACAUGAUGCCAUAGUUACAGUUGAGAUGGAUUUAUCAGAUAUAACCAGUUUAAGAUGUCGUGUCAACACAAGUUCCGAACUCAGUCUCUGUACUGAUGAUUUCGCCUCAAAAAUAUUUCAAAGAUGUAUGUCCGUACCAGUCACAGUGAGAUCCAUAUUAAAACACGGGAAAGACAUGUUAGAGAAGGCCACAGUAGAAGCUGUAGCCGCCAUGCAACCCCCAGUUUUACCCCCGGUCGUCAAACCCCGACCACCCCCUUACAUACCCCCUCCUCAACAACAAAUACACCCACCAGCUAUACUACCAAAUAACCAUCCAAUGGACAACUAUCCAAGACCACCGCCAUAUUCAGACAUACGCUCCAGCAAUCACGAAAUGGUAUCUCCACCUGGCAGUGGAGGUGGCGUUGGUGAUCGCGUGGAAAAGAUGACUCCGUUGCUAGCCACAUUGUUAGAUCACGACGGUGAACAACCAUCAGACAUGACAGAUAGUCCCAUGUUGUCCAGACUUUUAGAAGAACAUCCGCAACAUUCGCAACCGCAGCUCCCGCAACCGCAGCUCCCCCAACCACAACCCCCUAUGACUACAAAACCCCAAAUUCAACAAAAACGGGUCCGCAAACGAAAGUCUGCAUCCGAUGUGUUUUCUGGGAGGAGUCCUAAGCAUAGAAUAAGUGACAGUAGCAGUGGAAUGGAUCGCAUGGAUUCCUUUGACAUGGAUAAUUCAAGUAGCCCUUUUGACGCAGGUGGUGGAGGAGGCGGAAUGGGGAGUAAUUUCCAAGCAUCGGGAUCUCUCGGUAGUGUCAUUGAUCUUACUGAAGAUGCAUUCGGGGCAGAAUCUAAUCUAAAAAAAUUGGCCGACAGCGUGGAUAGCUUGAUUCCGCGAGGAGACAUGAGCCGUCAGAACAGUAUCCAAGACUCUGAACUGACAGCACUGCUGGCGGAAAACGAUCUCGGAGGACGGAGUGUAAUUUCUAGAAGUUCACCACAGAGUUCAAAAAACGAGAAGGCCUCUAUCUCUCUUGAGGGUCUCCUCAGUGAGGUGGGAGAUAAUGACGAGGCUCAAGACCCUAUUCUUGCCAACCGACUAACGGCAUCCCUACUCAGUGCCAAGCCGGGAAACCAAAGAGGAGAGCGUUACAACUCGACCCUUGAUGUACACUUGCGCAACGAACUCUUCGGUGAAGAAGAGGACAAAGCUAAAACGGUACAGCAGUUGUUAAGUCAUCGUGUAUCGCAACAUGAUUUACUCGAUUCAAAAUAUCCGCCAUACGGAAAAGGCAGCCUUAAAGUGAAUUCAGAUAUUCAAAACGAGAAAAAAGAAUUUACUGGGAUUUUUGAAAAGUUGGAAAAUUUAAAAGGCGAGCAGUUAUCUAUGAAGAAGGAGAAAAUUGAACUGGGUGAAAUGAUGCGAUCGGAAGUCGGUGUUGGUAAUCAAGUCAUGAAAUUAAAACUAUCAGCAUCUGGUUUGCGUUCUAACGAAAGUCGAAUUUCUUCCUCUUCCCCUGCGUACUCGAGUGAACCUGUGACCAAUAAGAAAUCAGGAUCGUGUACUUACGAUUUUCGGAGUGAUGAAUCGGACGACGAACCGCCUCCGACGUUAGGGAUCAGUUCGGAACGAUUAUCAAUGACAGUUUAUUCUCAGUCUCCCACGAGACUUCAGAUAUCAAACAAGUCAAAAAACUCGCACGAUGCUCUGCUCAAGAAAAGUGAUAAGUAUAAACGAAAGGAGGCUAAGUAUAGCUCAAAAGGAGAAUCUGUGAAGCGCAAAAAACUGAAAGAAGAAUCGAAAAAAGAACGGAAAAAGCGUAAGCUGAAUGAAAGCAAUCGGUAUGUGCAACCAGUUAAAGAGACCCUGUAUCGUUCUGUGGAGAGUGAUGAACGGACCGUCACCAAAUUAAAAAUACGGGUGGCUAAAGAACCACCGGUGGUGACACCUAUUUCUCCUGAAAAAGAAAAACCGCCAGCGGGAGAAAUGUUGAGAAAACAGCUGGUGGAGAAAUUUGUGGUAUCGCGUCAAGAUUCAAAGGAGACGACGAAAGAGCGACCAAUUCAAAAAUCACCCCAUCGGUCAAAGUUAUCCGCAAAUUCUCAGGGCAGCUCAGAGAGUGGGAAAUCUGAUCCGAAACUUGCGAAGGCAACGAUUCGUUUAAAACCUCUUCAUAUUCCUCAUUCAGGUUCUUCAGUUACUGUUAACGCCGGACAAAAAUCUGCUGGUAUUACGGGAAAAACCUCAGGUGAAAUCAAACUCACAAAAUCUAGCAACUCGAGUAAAACACUACUUUCAGGAAACCGAACAUCCUCUCCAAGUUUGAGUGCUUCAAAUAAAAAUAGUGGUUCAGGAACUGUGACUAAUUCGGGGAAGAUAUCCUCACCCAAUAUCAGUGGUAUUGGUAGGACUACUUCAUCUCCUAAUCUAACGGGUGCUGCAAAAACUGCUUCUCCGAAUAUUUCUAGUAAAAACGUUCUUUCUCCUAGUUUAAGUGCUACAGGUAAAAUAUCUUCACCAAGUUUAUCAGGAUCAGGAAAAAUUAAUUCACCGAGUUUAAGUGGUUCCGGUAAAAUUAACUCUCCGAGUUUAAGUUCGGGAAAAACAUCCUCACCUGUUUUAAGUGCUUCGGGAAAGACAUCUUCUCCAAAUCUGGGCAAUUUAGGGAAGUCUAGUUCUUUGAAUAAAACGUACAAUUCUGCGAAUAAAGGAAGUGGAGCAGGAAACACGAAUAAAUCAAGUUCCUCUAAAUCAAGUUCUCUAUCCAGCUCCAAAUCAGCAAGUUCGCUAAACUCCUCCAGUCGUAGCGCUGGAUCCAGCUCCAACAGUUCGAGUAAAAGUUCGAAUUUAUCCAAAUCAUCAUCUACCUCAACAAUGGGUAACCAGAACACAAGUAUGUCAAUGUCUGCUUAUCUACCCAAUGCCCCGUCUGCUAGUAAAGUUGCGCGUCUGCCUCCCAUCCCAAAACUAUCUUCUUCACAAUCUUCAUCUCAGGCAUCUUCUAUCUCUCACUCCUCCGCUUUACAUUCCCCUCCAUCCCAAUCUUCAUCAUCAGCUUAUUCCUCUUCUUCUUCUAAUACUCUCACUCAAUCAAACUCUGCUUCUUCUACUUCUGCUACUUCUGCUAAUGAAACGGCAUCGUCCAAUAAGAGCAGGACGAACGUUGAACCCAUGGUGCGUGGGCGACGAGGGUCUUUAUCAGCCGUCAUUGAUAAGCUCACGAAGGCUACCGGAAGUUCUGGUUCGGUGACUGAAAAUACGGAGAGUUCAUCAAAGACUGGUAAUUAUAGCGAGGGGACGACGAAUAGUCGGGAUCCUCGAACUUUUAAUAAAAAUGAAAAUAAAUUAGAAAGGAAUGCAAGUGUGAGCAGUGAAAAAGUUAAAAGUGAUUUCCCAGAUCGGAAAGCUAUGCGUCCUGAUUCUAUUAACAUUGAAAAAUACAGCAACAAACCGCGGAAUUUUGAAAAUUCGGUUGGUAAACCACCUGUGCAGAAAUCAUCGCCAACAAUGGCGGCACAUGGCUUUAAUAAAGUGACUAAGGGGGAUUACACCAAUGUGAAUAAAAGACCAGUGAACAAUAUGGCCGACACAUUGUCAAAUCAAGGAAAAUCUCGCUCGUCUUCGGAAUCUGUUGCUUUAUCAUCCAGUCGUAUUAACAAUUUGCUAGCGUCGUCGAAAACGUCUCGUGUCGCUAGUCCCACUUCAAUGAAAUCUAGUCCCGGUAUACUUAAAACAGGUUCAAAUUCCCAAUUUGGGCCAAUUAUUGAUGAAAAUAACUUGCAAAAAAGCAGCAAGAGCAAUGACUCUAUUCCCAAACGUGAACGAUCUCACACACCCACGAACUCUUUGACUCGCGAAGAUCCACGAUUGGUUCAAAGUAGCCAAUCGUUAGCUAAUUCUACAACAAGUACGACUAGUAAUGUUAAUAAAUCCGAACCAGAGAAAUCGAAAAGUAUUCAGCCAGUGCCGAAAACUGUGAGUCCUAUACCACAAGUUUUAGAUUUAUCAAUUUCCGAAAAAAACAUUCCAUCUCCUAAAAUAACAAACCAUGGUUCUCCUUUCGUCCCGAAAUUUAAUGGAGAGAUUCACAAAGAGGAGAAAGAACACUUCAAAGUUCCGACCCCAAAGCCGCAAACGCCUGAAAAGGAAGCGGAAGAAUUUGGCAGCCCCAAGUGUAGAUCAGUGACGCCAAAUAAAAACAAUAUGAGUCCGCGAAGUGAUGCUAGUAGUCCGGAAAAUAACGGUCUUGUGAUAGAUUGUGACGGCACGCCAACGUCAAAUGACGGUCCGUCUCCAAAACCACGCACAGACAAUCCAUGUAGUGUUAAACUAGACCUGAGUGACGAACACGUCGCUACCGCCAAAAAAAGUUCUUUAGUAAAAACAAAAUCCUCGUCCAGUUUAAAGGAAGUAACUCCACCUGAUUCUGCUACAAGUCCGAUCUCAAACACGAACUCUCCGUGUGAAAUUGAUGAUGAACUAAUGGACCAGGCUUUAUUAGGGUUAGAUGAAUAACGUUCGUUGACUGUUAGUGUUGUGUUAGGUUAUUGGAUUAACAUGUGUGUAUUUAUUGUGCUGUGAAAUAGUUAAAUUCUGUACGUGUAAAAUGUAGAAUGAUUUUAGAUUGUAAAAUUUUGAGAUAUUUUUAUUUCGUUAUAAGUUUAUUAUGAAUAUUUAAAGUGAUAUAUGAAGCUGCUGGUCUGAUCUUUUUCUUGCUGUUCUUUCAAUUUUUUAAUAUUUUAUUAAGCCCCCCCCCCCCCCCCCCCUAAAUAAAUCAAUGUUGCUCUAUCUUAACUGGAAUUUAAAGAGACACUAAAGAUGCAUUAUAUAAGAUUUAAAUAAAGAAAUGGCCGUUCUGUUCUUGUGAUAAUAAAUACAAAAUUGAAAUGAUAUCCAAAUUACUUUAUUCUGUACAAAGUUAUUUCUGCUUGAAGUUUUGACACAACGUGGGAUAGAUCGUUAUUCAUUCUCCAUUUUUAAAUUAAAUCCUUCAAUUUAAAUGGUGAUCGGUUUUUAAUCCUUUGAAUUUCCACCAUCCGAUGUUCUAGAGUGUUGACUAUAGGCUUAUCAUCUGAAUAAAUGUAUAAAUAUUGGUCAUAUAACAUUUGGAGCCCAAAAUAAAAACCGACAAUACGCAUAUUUAGCAAAUGGAAUAAUCUAUCUUACUUAUAUCUUGUCUUAAUGUAAUUAAACACAAUCCUGCCUAAAUAAUGCCCUAAUUAAUAUUACUGUAUUUGUCUAACUUAAGAUGGUGGUCUGAAAUCAAUGGACUGUAAACUUUAAAUUGAUUUCAUUCUCAAUUAGUUUAUUUGAAUAAUAUUUACAAAACAAUAUAUUUUUAGAUAGCGUAUAACUCUAUCCCGUGGAACAUUUACACAAACAACCACGGCCCCUAAAGCACAUGAGCCUAUAGAAAGUGGUUACCAAUCGAUUUUUAAAUUUUUUAUUGUGAUUUCUAAUCAGUUAUGCUCGGUGUGAGCAGUGCUAAUCGAAUAUCAAUUGUAUUCUGUAUUCCAACUUUUUACUCGAUUGUCUAUAUUUGGCAUUGAAAGAAUAAAAUCCCGGAAUUUUCAAUCGAGUAGCCCAAUAGCCAUACCUUUAUAUAGUAAUCUUCAUUGAAUAUAUUUUCUCAGAUAAAUUAUAAUUAUGUCAAUAAAUAAUAUGUAUAAACAAUGUAAAUCUGAUUAAAAAACCUAUCCUA